AAACAAAUAAAUACCUUACAACAUUGUUUCCAUUUUAAAUCCAAUUUUUAUGAGGUUUUUAAUAAUUAGACAAAUGUAAUAGUAUUUUAUAUACUUGAGCUGUUUUGUGCAAAAAAUCUGAGUGAAAUUUAUGUUUGAACAUUUACUACAAUAGUUAAAACAGAAAAGAGUAAUAUUGUUUAAAAUAACACUUUAUAUACAUUUCAAUUAUGGACGAAGCAAAAUUUUUAUGACAUGUGGAUUAGUUUUUAAUAAAAAAGAUGACUGAAAAACAUCAACAAAAGUUAUUAAGAGUUUGCAGAAUUUGUGGAAAUUUAACAGGAAAAGACUCUCUAACAACUGCCAGUAGGACUGAAAGAAUAUUUAAUGUUUUUAAAAUAAAUACUAAAGAAGAUUGUGUAGAGGUUCAUCCACCACAAAUGUGCCUAAAAUGUUAUUCAACUAUGAAGAAUAUUGAAACACGAGGAAAUAAACUAUCUAAGAUUAAACCAAAAAUUUGGUUAAAAUGUCCAACAAAGGAGUGUAUGUGUAUUUAUGGUAAGGUUGGUCGAAAACCAUCUCCAAAUGUUGGACGGCCAGGAGUUUUUAAAAGAUGGACACAACUAAAUAUAAACUUGUUUCUUGAAUCCUUGCCCUUACCUUUAAACAAAAAAGAAAUUUCUGAAUUCAAUAUUCAGCUAAACCCACAUAUAACAUUAUGUAUUUGUAAAGUUUGUGGGAGGAUAAUGCAUCAACCAGUCAUGAUCAAAGAUUGUCAGCACUCGUUUUGUAGUCAAUGUAUUAUAUCAAUUAUUAAAGGUAAGCUAGAAAAUGAAGCAAGAUGUCCUGUUUGUUUAACCUGCAUUAUGAUUAAUAGCCUUUGUAGUUCUGUUCAUGUAUUGGAGAUGAUUGAACAUUUGUAUAUUGCAUGCAAGAUUUGCAAAAAAAACUUUAUUAAAGACAAGUAUGAAAAUCAUGAGUGCAAAAAAGAUCAUUUAUUAAAUAAUUCCAGCACAAUAGUUGAUGAUUUAUUUAAAGUUGAUAAGUCAAGUCAUAUUCCACGUAAUAUUGAAGAUGCAGUGUUGCAUGUAAUUAAACAAAAAAUGGAGAAUUCAAAAACAACUACAAUUGAAUUUUUAUCUGGUGGCCCAAGAGUAAGACCCCUUUGCUUAACUGUUAUGCCCAAAGCCUACAAGGAAAGUGCAUCUUGCAGUGGUCAUACCUUGAGAAAAAGACACAAACACCUAGUGGACCAAGCUAAUCAUCAAGUUGGAAAUUCAAAAGAUUCACUAGUAGUGCAAACAUCAGUUAUGCUUAAAUCAUUUGAUCACAAUCAAAAAAAUAAAGUUUUAGAAAGUGCUAAGAUUGGAGUUGUUGAGUUUUCUGCUGAAGAAUUGGUUGCUUUUAAAGCAAAUGUAGGGGUACCGUGGAAUAAAUUAAAAACUAUGACUAGAUGGUUAAACUCAAGAAAUAUUAAGACUGCUUCAAACUUUAAACAAAGAGUAGUUGCAAAUACCUGGGCAGGAAAUGAUCUUGUUGUAUUAAAUGGAGAUUUUACAUUUCAAAAUAAAAAUAAUAAGUCAGUUUUUGAAAUCAAACAUGCUCCCUGGGCAUACAUAGACAAUCUACCCACUAAUAUUAAAAACCUGUUAGAUAUUCUUGAAAGUUUUAAGUUAAUAAAACAUGAUGGAAUAAAAAAUGAUGAAAUACACAUAAAAAUUGGAGGAGACCAUGGAGGUGGUUCAUUUAAAAUGAGUUACCAAAUUGUAAACCAAGACCAACCAAACUCAAAAUCAAAUAGUAUUGUAUUAAGUACAUUUGAAGCAAGAGACUACCGAACUAAUCUUAAAGUAGGGUUAUCUCGAUAUACAUUACAAGUUGAUGAGAUACAAAAAAUGAUAUGGCAAAAUCAUAAUGUUCGUGUUUUUAUAUUUGGAGAUUAUGAUUUCCUUUGCAGUGUAUAUGGAAUCACAGGAGCGAGUGGUCGACAUUGCUGUCUUUUUUGUGAUAUAACCAAAGAAAGUAUCCAGUUGGCUCCAAUUAGUAGAGAGAAUGGUGUUUCACAACGAUCUCUAAAAUCUUUAAACAUUGAUUUUAAUCGAUUCCAAAGUAGUGGAGGAAAUUUGAAAAAGGCUAAGUUUUUCAAUAAUGUGAUUAAUGAAACUUUGUUUCACAUUCCUCUAGACCAGGUAGCAGUACCUGCUUUACAUAUAUCUUUAGGAACCUAUUUGAAGUUUUUUAACAUGUUUGAAGAUGAAUGUCACUUGUUAGAUAUCAAACUUGCUGGAGAGCUUGCACUAAAAAAUAAUACAAUUGGUAAAGAUGAUUUUGACAAAUACAUUAAUAUGCAUAUUCAAUCAAAUCUUAUAAAAAGUGUUAUUGAGGACUGUGAUAAUAAAAUUACACUUUUACAAGACACAAUUUCAUUAAAAGUUUUAUGUGAACCAGACAGAACAGAAGAAAUAAGGAAAGUAUAUGCACCAAGAAUACUUUACUAUGAUUUAAAAAAAACUGAUAAGAUGAAAGAACUAAAUUCAUUAAAUGAAGCAAACAUUCUUGAUAAAAUUUCAGGUCCCUGCAUUCAGCAACUUGAUGAAAUUUUAAAGGCUAAUCAGGUACAAAGACAGGCUUAUCAUGGGAAAUGCUUUGUUGGAAACCAUGUUCACACAAUGCUUAAGCCUCAACCUUUGCUAGAUUUGUGCAACUCUAUUCCAAAACUGAUUUCAAAUCUUGGUUUUAUUGAUACAGAAGUUCAUUUACUCUCAGUUAAUGUGAGCCAAAAAUUUAAACAGUUGUUUCAAUAUUAUUCCAAAUGUCAUAACUUGAUGAACAGCUCACAAUCAUUUCAAGAAAAUGAUGUUCAGGAACUUGAAUCAGCAAUCUGUAAUCUUAUGGAAUUUUAUAGAUCAACUUGGCCAAAUGCAUCUGUAACUCCAAAGAUGCAUUUGCUUGAAACACAUGUUCUUCAAUUUAUUCAAAAAUGGGGAUUAGGCAUUGGAGUUUAUGGAGAACAAGGCGGAGAAAGUUUGCAUGCUGAAUUUAACAAUCUUAAUCGUUUGUUUUGUCAUAUGAAAGGUUGUAGCCGCUUGAAAAGCAUGGUGAAAGAACAUUAUGUAAGAAACCAUCCAAAAGCUAAAGCAAUGAAGCCAGAAAUUAAAAAAAAAAAAUUUUUUUGAUUUUUAUGUGUGUAUAUAAUAUAUAUAUAUAUAUAUAUACACAUACAUAUACACACAUUCAACUUUGUUCUGAGUAUCAGAGUGUUCUGGUAAACACAUUAUAAUAUUCUUGAUUUAAAACGUGCACGCAUUGUAAGUUUAAGGUUAACUUGAACUUUAUGUAAGGCUUUCAGAGUAGAAAGUUCUUCCAUUAAAAAGCUAAAAAAACUACGCAAAAAAUGUUACCAGCCUGCCGUUAAAUGCAGUUAACUUUUUUUAAAAAAAUGACAGGUUAAAACGAAAGGCAUAGAAUUUUUAGGCAUGAUUUAUAGAAUUUAAAACAAUUGAACUUUUUAGUCAAAAAAUUUUCAAACAAAAGAUAUCCCUCUAGUUAGCUAACAGAUAUUUUAUUUUUUUUAUCUAAAAAACCUUACAU
Messenger RNA from Hydra vulgaris (swiftwater hydra), 3570 nucleotides. NCBI's taxonomy places the organism in Eukaryota, Metazoa, Cnidaria, Hydrozoa, Anthoathecata, Hydridae. The record is from RefSeq and is a predicted model, not a curated record.